This is a messenger RNA of Amyelois transitella, 2490 nucleotides long. RefSeq lists its product as uncharacterized. The record is from RefSeq and is a predicted model, not a curated record. The transcript is spliced from 8 exons. Bases 652 to 1842 code for a protein of 396 amino acids. NCBI's taxonomy places the organism in Eukaryota, Metazoa, Arthropoda, Insecta, Lepidoptera, Pyralidae.
UCCAGCGGGGAGCACGCGUAUACGGCGCUCCUCAAAAAAUGAAGCCGAACACUCGAUUUCAAAAAGGUCGAAGUGAUAUCAAAAGCUAGUUUGAAAUUAUAAAAUGACAGUGUUCCAAGUGAUGCUUUGUGAUCGUAAAUCAGGAACGGAAAUGAGGUGCCGAAACGGAGUACCUAUCUUUUAAACUCGCGCGCUGAGAUUAAAACAAGAUUUAUUUCGGAAAACAACGGAGAUACGGAGUUUAUUUUAAAAGCUUCCUAUUCAUUACGUUAUAUAGCUAAUCCUCACUCCCGCUUGUGCUAAAGUCGUACCUUGUACGAACCACUUACACGUAACGACCCUUUGUAAAAAUAGAAGCGAGUUAUCUUUGAAAAAACUUUUAAUAUACGGGGUGUCAUUAAUUUUAAAGGCUGAAGAUGUCGUUUGGAUAUUUGUCAACGAGUUAAUUACGGACAAGAAUAAAUGUUGACAGAUUUAGUGGAAGCAGAUAGAGAUAAGUUGUGACAUGAUGCUUCUAAGCUAUUUAGUAAUUAAACUAUAGGGUUAAUUAAUUUGGACGAUUUAUGCUAAUUAGGAACUUUGUGGCAUAAAAGUGACAAUGAAAAGAAGAAGAGUGUCAAUUUAAAACAGUUGUGUGUAAAAUAAUAUAAAAUGGCUUGUAAUUUGAAAUGGAUGAAGAGACAUUCCUGUGUGCUUAAAGCGGUUUUGCUGUUCAUUACGCUAAUUUACGAAGCCGGAGGUCUUCGUACCACGGAACUACGCAUUACCCCCCGAGUCGUACAACGUGGUAGAAAUGUCACAAUGGCGUGUGUAUAUCAGUCUAACGAUUAUGGAAUUUAUUCCGUGAAGUGGUACAAGGGUGCGCAGGAGUUCUACAGAUACUCGCCAUUGGAAAACCCCACGACCAGGGUGAUGCCAGUCACUGGGAUUAAGGUUGAUAGGUUAAGGUCGAACGAGACACACGUAGUGAUAGUGCGAGUUACGCCAGCGCUUAGCGGCAAUUACAGCUGCGAAGUCAUACUAAACGCGCCUUCAUACCCCCACUAUACUGCCAUGGGUAGACUGGAUGUAGUUGGGAUCGGCGGUCUCCGAGCAACAGAACUGAGGAUAUCCCCACCAGUCGUACAGCGUGGUUCAGACGCGACCCUCGCCUGCUUGUACGAGUUGACGGACGCCCCACUGUACUCCGUCAAGUGGUACCGGGGUAGGCACGAGUUCUAUCGGUAUUCGCCUACUGAGACGCCAGCUACGAAGAUAUUCCCUUUCGCUGGGAUUAAUGUUGAUUUGGCGCGGUCGAACCAGAGCCAGGUGGUCCUCACGAGGGUCAGCUUUGGACUGUCAGGGAAUUUCAGCUGCGAGGUGACGGCUGACGCUCCUUCCUUCGCUACCUCCAUCGUCUCAAACAAUAUGGAAGUAGUUGUUUUACCACCGUCUUCUCCAUCAAUACACACCAGUCAGCACUACUACACGCCCGGAGACGUGAUGAAGGCCAACUGCUCAUCAGGGCCCAGCCGACCCCCGUCCGUGCUAGAGUUCUUCAUCAACGACCUUCCUGUCAUGCCAGGGUUGUACCAAGUGCACCCGGCCUCCGAGGGUCUGUUCCGGGCUGACCUUUACGUCCAGAUCCAGCUGUGGCCGGCCCAUUACGAGAGGGGCGCCCCUAUACUCCGGUGCGAGGCCAAAGUCGGAGACUUGUAUAGAGAAGACUCCACUGUGGCUCUUUAUUCGGCCAACAGUGACCCCAAAAUUGAGAGAGUAACUUCACCAGGGUCCUCCGCAAAUCUGCAAGCGUGCCAAAUCUUAGUAUUAGUUCUCCUGUUAGUUUGGGCAAAUAACACAUAGACAAAUUAAGACUAUACUUAUAUAAAAAGUGCCAAAGACUCUAAAUGCUCGAUUUGCAUAAUUAAAUUAUAAAAAUUUCAUGUACAUAAUUUUAUAUUAUAAAAUUUUUGAUUAAGAAAAAAUUACGUUGUACAAAAAAAAAUCGCAAUACAAUUUUUUUUUAUGGGUGAUCUAGCACACGUUUAAUAAAAUUAAAGGUUAGUCUUUCGUUUAUAUUUUUAAAUGUGCAAUUAUUUAAAUAAUGAUAUAUUAAUAUUUUGAAUCAUAAAAGACGUCGUUAUUGACGAUUAUGCCAUUUGAAAGUUGAGAAAGUAAUGCCAAAUGUGGGCCUUGAACCUUGAAGUAUAGCGGUGAAACUGAUAGAAGGUAUACCCUUCCAGGGUAUACCUUCUACCUUGGAACAGGCAAGAAUGAAGAGGAGAUAUAGUCUAUUUCUUUAGAUGCUGUAAAGGUAAACAAUCCUAGAAUUACUUUUAUAAUAUAAUCAAAACAUAUUAAGGUAUUAUUUUUUUAUUUUUGUUAAUCCGAAUAACUGUAUUUUAAUAUGUUCUUUUUUAUUUUUGUAAUAAAUUGUUAACAAAUGAACAAAAUUUUUUGUCUCAAAUAAACUGUGGUUUAUAGUAAAAGUAGUCAAUUAUGACAACUUAU